Diachasma alloeum is the source of this 1592-nucleotide messenger RNA. RefSeq names its product transcription factor A, mitochondrial (gene TFAM). Gene Ontology annotation, molecular function: transcription cis-regulatory region binding. NCBI's taxonomy places the organism in Eukaryota, Metazoa, Arthropoda, Insecta, Hymenoptera, Braconidae. The coding region runs from base 101 to 892 and encodes 263 amino acids. The record is from RefSeq and is a predicted model, not a curated record. The transcript has 4 exons.
GGAUAGGUAGGGACCGAGUGCAUCGCUCUCUGCCUAAACCUGUACAGCUUCCCCCCUCACAUGCGCGGUCUAGGUUUUAUAUUCUAUGUGAGCCUCUACCAUGAUGUUAGUCUCCUCCGUCUCCUCUUUGGCUCUGAGGGCUCUGAGUCAAAUAACACGUGAUCUAAACAGAUAUGGCGACGUACAGGAGACUUCUGAAUGCUCUGGAAAUAGAUUAUUGGUGUGUCAACCGUGUGCGACUUUCAAGUCACGUGCGAUAGAAAAAAAGCUUGGCAUACCACCAAGACCGAAGAGACCAAUGACUCCAUUCAUCGUGUAUGUUGUAUCAGAGAGACCAAGAAUUGCGAAGGAAAACCCUGGCUUGCCACCCAUAGAAAUAAUGAAGAAACUCGCUGAAGGAUGGAAGACCUUCGACUCGACGCAGAAAGAAGAACUUAAGAAAACAUACAUGAAGGAGCUCGAAGAGUACUCAAAACAGAUGAUGACAUAUGAGCAGAAUCUGACUGACGAGCAGAAGAGAAGUAUCAAGGCCGAAAAAUUCAGAGAAAUUGAAGCUUCUGAAAAGCAAAAGAUGAAAUCUAGACUGCGUGAACUUGGAAAACCUAAAAAACCUCCAACGAUGUUCAUCCUCUUUAUGCUGUCCAGAGCCCACACCAAAAACAAAGGCAUGAAAUUUUCGGAUUGGCUGUCUAUUGCUGCUAAAGAGUGGAACGAAGCCCCUGCGGACGUUAAAGCAAAAUUCGAGAACGAAACUAAGAAAUUGAUGGAGGAGUACAAAAAAGAGAUGAUUAAUUGGGAAGAAAAAAUGAUUAAACUGGGUCACAUUGAUGUUGUGAGAAAACAAGUUCUCAUGGAGUUGAAGGGCAAGAGUAUGUCGAAUAAGAAGUUAUAACUGCAUUCAAAAAAUUAAUUUAAACAGAUGCAGAUGAAUGCCUCCAUAGGUCGCAUAAUUCAUCAUUUUUUUACAAUUAUUUUUGAACCGUUAGAAUAUUGUUUCUCAUGAAGUGUAAUGAAGCUUGGAGAUAUCAAACACAGUGAAUACGAAUACUUUUAUAUCUAAACAAAGCAUUCUCAAAUUUAUUCAAUCGCCUGGUAGAGGUAGUUCAAUCAUAUCUCAGGAAAAAAUGAUCAAAUGUGACGAGUCGAUUUUGUACGUCUCCUCCGGCAUAGACUUCACAAAAGAGUUGAGUUAAGGAAAAAGUGUCAAGAGACAUUUCUUGUAACUGAUAGAAUGCCGAAUACGAAAGAUUUGACCUUUUUCCUAAAGAAAAAUCUCGAAUGAAAAAUCGAAGAAAUGAGUGUUUUUAGAAAACACUGUCAAAACAUUUUCUUUUAGGAAAUUUACUUAUCAUAGGAAAAUGUCUCUCCACAUUUUUCCUUAAAACCAUUCGUUUCUGAGAUCAUAACAUAUGAGAAAAAUAUAAUUCUUUACUUAUGACGUUUUAUCAAUUGACCAUGAAUUUCAUCACAUUUCCGCGGAAAAAAAUGUCAUUAUUCAUUCACAUAAUCGAUUUAUUUACAACUGUGAAUUGUGCAAGGCUCAUAUCAGUGGCAUUGUGACUUAGCUCAGAAUAUCGAGGAUUGAGAAAACU